Molecule: messenger RNA, 1804 nt
Organism: Morone saxatilis (striped sea-bass)
Lineage: Eukaryota; Metazoa; Chordata; Actinopteri; Moronidae
Gene: ca12
Product: carbonic anhydrase XII
Exons: 9
Coding region: 33-1541 (502 amino acids)
Cellular component (GO): plasma membrane
Molecular function (GO): carbonate dehydratase activity; zinc ion binding
Source: RefSeq, a predicted model, not a curated record
CACCACACGAAGGGAGGGCUGAGGGGAUCAAGAUGCACUUUCUGAGCUUCACAUCCAUCGUGCUAAUACAGCUGACUUUCCUCGCUGUACUGCAUGGUGCCAAAUGGACAUAUACUGGGCCAGAGGGAGAGAACCACUGGUCCGAGCAUUAUCCAUAUUGUGGCGGAGCUUUCCAGUCUCCAAUAAACAUCAAGUCAGAGCUGCUAAGGUUUGACCCAACCUUACGUCCAAUUGAAGUUCAAAACUACAACCUGUCACCCAAAGAGCAGCUUACUCUUGGAAAUAAUGGACAUUCUGUACAAAUAUCACUGCCAUCUAAGAUGUACAUCUCCGGCCUGCCUCAGCGCUACACUGCAGCUCAACUCCAUUUUCACUGGGGCUCCUCCAGCAGACCCACAGGAUCUGAACACAUGGUGAACAACAAGCAGUAUGCAGCUGAGAUGCACGUAGUACACUUCAAUUCAGACAAGUAUCCCAAUAUGUCCAUGGCUGUAGACAAAUCUGAUGGCCUGGCUGUACUGGGUGUCCUGGUUGAGAUUGGAGAGUUCAAUCCGGCCUUUGAACAGUUUCUGAAGUUCAUCAAUGGCAUCAAGUACAGGGAUCAGAAAGUCCAGGUGCCCGGAUUUAACAUCAGAGCACUGCUGCCUGCACGUUUGGAUGAGUAUUAUCGCUACGAUGGGUCACUGACUACUCCUCCAUGCUAUCCCAGUGUCCUGUGGACCUUGUUCAGGAAUCACGUAACGAUAUCUCGCAAACAGUUUCUGUCCCUGGCAACAGCCCUCUACUCCUCCCAUGCCCAGGACUCAGUCUCUGUGCCUCUGAAUGGCAACUACAGGAAACCGCAGCCCGCUGACAGCAGAGUUGUGCUGGUAUCUUUUAAAGAGGGUAAAGGACUGCACGGUAUUCCCACAGUCACAUCUUCACUUGCAAGGAAGCGAAUCGUUCAGCAGCUGCUGGUUGGUGACCUAGCAGACCUGGCUGACGAAGGGCUCUAUCAGCUCCUACCGAGUGGCUCAGAGAAGAUCCAUGCUGGCAAGAAGAAAGACCUCAAAAACCAACAGAGUGAGACUCUGGCCAAAUCCAAACAACAAACUCUGAACCCAUCCCUAUGGAAGAAGAGCCAGACCAACCGCUCUGUGGGAAAGUUGGGGCUGGCAGAAGAUGCACUGUGCUAUGUCUCGCUGGAACAGAGAGUUUUCCAUCAGCUCAAACAGUCCCAUGCUGAGACCCAGCUGGUUCAGGCUCUCAGAGAUGCAGUUUUCCCUGAUCUCAACCUCAAGAGCUACCUGGACUGUAAGUCAGACUUAGCUCUCCCCGCCAUCAGACAUAUUCUUCAUGGACGACCACCAACGGAUGAGGCUAAGGAGUUAGAUCGCUCCCUGACAAAAGCCUUAAUGAAUCAGAAGAAGACUUCCACAGCAAUCAAGCACAGUGUGCCAGUGACAAACUAUGGCGGUCCCUCUCCUGCUACUGUUCCCAGGAAACCACACAGCCAGGGUUAUCCACAUCCUUGGCUUUUGCCAAUGGAGUGGGAAGACUAGAGAGAUUCCUGACAUAGUUGAGAAUCAAAUUAUGUCACUUUUUGUAGCAGACAUCUGUUGAGUGUCCCACAAUGAAAGACUAAUUUUCAAGCCACGCCCUGCAUUCCUUUGAUCAAUCUUUCUCACAAAUGUAUUUAAUAUUAAAUUAUUCUUUACUGUAUGUGCACAUAAUUAUAAUACAGUUUCUGUAAGAAAAAUAUUGUAGUAUGAGUUAAUUCAACUGUCAGUGUUUUUGCAAACAUACGCUUGUGCAUAACCAGUCA